GAGUACUCUCCCCUUUAUCAUUUAUGGAUCAUUAAACGUAGAGGUGAAAUCGAAACUAGUGAUUUUAAAUGUUCUUUUGUGACAAACCUAACGAAUGGCCGAAGGUACGAAUCUAUCGAGGUCUAUUCAAGGAGGGUCUGAUGCCGAUUUUGAGAUAUCUUGCACCCCUUGUUCUGACGAUGGAUGCAGGACGGAAGCGACUAAAUAUUGCCCACAGUGUAAGGAAUAUCUAUGCACUGCAUGCACACGAUGUCACACACGUUUUGCUGCAACAAGAGAUCACCAACUUACAGACCCAAUGAAACAUAAUGGCUCGCGAGUAAGGAAAAGGACAAAGGCUAUUCCGAAUGCCAGCUGCAGUUUGCACCCAGACAGAGAAAUUGAAAUGUUCUGUGGCUCGCACGAUAUGGUGUACUGUGCUCUAUGUAUUGCUAAAGAUCACAGAUUAUGUAAUAACGUAAGCGAGGUAGCAGAAGCGGCCAAGUGUAAAACAUUAGCUCAGUCAUCUAUUGGAAACAAGAUCAGCCAUCUGCGAGACGAUCUGGUGACUACUAAGGAAGAGAAAAUAGGGAACUUACAAACCUUAGAGACGGAAAAGAACGAGCAUCUGAUGAAAGUAAAACGAACAAGCAGGAAAAUUAUUUCUCGUAUUGAGAAGCUUAGAGAUGAAGCGUCCACCUCCGCAGAACAAAAAUACAAGAAGACAGAGCAAGAACUGCAAGCCGACACGAUGACUAUCACUGAAGCAAUAGAAAAAUUGGAUAAAUCUAGGGAGCAGAUCAAUUCUUUCGAAAACCUAAAUCAGACGCAACAGUUUGUGCAGGAGAAGAUACAGAACUUUAUGUUAGAAGGUAUUGAAAAGCUAAGUAUUUGCACGAAGCAGAAGAAAGCCAGAGUGAUACAAUACACGGAGAAUAAGGAGCUGAUCGAACAGAUCAUGACUGCAGCGUUCCUGGUAACAACUGAGGAAAAGAAACAAACAGAAAAAAGCCCGAGGAAAGAACCGUUAAAGAUAAAUUCAAAGAAAGCGGUAAAUGUAAAGGAGAAAUCUGAUAUGACAAGCUGUAAAAUCAUCGGAAUAUGUCAGCUUCCCGAUGGCACUAUUAUAUUGGCUGACGAGAACAACAAGAAGAUUAAAAGGCUUGAUGAUGAUUAUAACGUGAAAGACCACUGCGAUCUAGGCAGUGGGCCGUACCACUGCGACCCAGACAGUGGGCUGAGUGGUGUUUGCUGUUCUGGUGAAUCAGAGGUAGCUGUUAAAGUCGGCGGGACUAAGGAUGGCAAAAUAAUAUUUGUUAAUGUGGGUGCUUCUUUAACGCAAACGAGGAGUUUCGAUAUUGAAGGUGGAGGUUACUAUGGAAUUUCAUUCUUUGCGGAUAAUUUUUGGGUUAAAACUGAUAGCGGUAUAAGCAUAUGUAACGUGAAUGGUACAAAGGUAAUGUCUAUAGGUAACAGUUUUUCAAAGGAAAUAUCAGAGUCACCAACCAGAAUAUUCCCUGCCGGCGCUGACACUACAUCACUUUACAUAUCUGACACGAAUCAAAGUGUUGCAAGUGUCGAUGGUUGUAGGAAAAUUACAAAAGUUUUCAGGGAUAAACGUUUGCAAAACGCGAGGACAGUCAGCUAUUAUCCAGAUGGAACAUUAUUUUUGGCAGGAUAUUCCUCUAACAACAUCAUUAUGUUCAGCAAUGAUGGCAAAUGCCUCGGGGAAUUAAUCGGUGCUAAAGAUAACUUACAAGAAAUACAGGGGAUGUGUUUUGACAAUAAGCGAAAACGUUUGCUUGUUGGUUGUCGCAGUAAUAAUCUGUAUGUCAUAGAAAUGAAUGACUGAACUGGUUGCAGUGUUACUGUAAGCAGGCUGUAAAGGAGAACUAUCGACUUUGUGCGUUACAUUUACAAUAUCAUUCAGAAUCAUAACAAAUCAUUGUAUUUUCAUAAAACGUUUUGUGUAUGUUUCGUGCUCUGUAAGGAUAAAGGAUUCACUAUGUUUUGUUUUGGUGCAUGGUUGAUUGUAUAAUUAUAAUUGAACUGACCUAAAUUGUAACAUUUUGAAGAUUUUUGUUUUGGAGUAAGUUUUAUGUACAAGUUUACAUUUGAUGAUACAAGUAUAAUACAACUAUAAACUGCAGAUAAAUUA
Molecule: messenger RNA, 2137 nt
Organism: Mercenaria mercenaria
Lineage: Eukaryota; Metazoa; Mollusca; Bivalvia; Venerida; Veneridae
Exons: 3
Coding region: 95-1831 (578 amino acids)
Biological process (GO): positive regulation of DNA-templated transcription
Cellular component (GO): chromatin; nucleoplasm
Molecular function (GO): zinc ion binding; ubiquitin-protein transferase activity
Source: RefSeq, a predicted model, not a curated record